Messenger RNA from Vanessa atalanta (red admiral), 5229 nucleotides. RefSeq names its product collagen alpha-1(III) chain-like. The transcript is spliced from 33 exons. NCBI's taxonomy places the organism in Eukaryota, Metazoa, Arthropoda, Insecta, Lepidoptera, Nymphalidae. Bases 12 to 5078 code for a protein of 1688 amino acids. The record is from RefSeq and is a predicted model, not a curated record.
CCCAACCGAAAAUGGGUACAAAGCACCUAAUAUUAUUUAUUUUAUUAGUUGCGCCUCUUGGGCUUUUUGCCCGAAGCACCGAACCAAUUGAUGAAAUAGGAUCGAGUGAAGCAAAGGCAAUUGCUGUUGCUCGAAGUAGCGGCGAUGGAUCAAGCGAAGCUUCUGCCAAUGCUCAAGCUAUAAACGAUGGUUCAGGAUCAAGCCAAUCUUCAGCUUCUGCGGAUGCGGAAAAUACAGGAAGUGGAGAUAGUGAGGCAAAUGCCGACGCUAGUGCGGAAAAUACAGGAAGUGGAGAUAGUGAGGCAAAUGCUGAUGCUAAUGCGGAAAAUACAGGAAGUGGAGAUAGUGAGGCAAAUGCUGAUGCUAGUGCGGAAAAUACAGGAAGUGGAGAUAGUGAGGCAAAUGCUGAUGCUAGUGCGGAAAAUACAGGAAGUGGAGAUAGUGAGGCAAAUGCUGAUGCUAGUGCGGAAAAUACAGGAAGUGGAGAUAGUGAGGCAAAUGCUGAUGCUAAUGCGGAAAAUACAGGAAGUGGAGAUAGUGAGGCAAAUGCUGAUGCUAGUGCGGAAAAUACAGGAAGUGGAGAUAGUGAGGCAAAUGCUGAUGCUAGUGCGGAAAAUACAGGAAGUGGAGAUAGUGAGGCAAAUGCUGAUGCUAGUGCGGAAAACGAUGAUUCAGGAACGAGCCAAGCAGCAGCUUCAGCUAAGGCGGAAAGUGAAGGUACCGGAUCGAGCGAAGCAAGAGCUGCAGCCGAUGCUAACAGCAACGGUAAUGGAACGAGCCAAGCAAUAGCUUCAGCGAAGGCGGAAAACAAUGGUACCGGAAAAAGUGAAGCAGUAGCUAAUGCGACUGCUCAAAACGAAGGCAAUGGAUCGAGUCAAGCAGUAUCUUCAGCGAAUGCUCAAAACGAAGGCAAUGGAUCGAGUCAAGCAGUAUCUUCAGCGAAUGCUCAAAACAAAGGCAAUGGAUCGAGUCAAGCAGUAUCUUCAGCGAAUGCUCAAAACAAAGGCAAUGGAUCGAGUCAAGCAGUAUCUUCAGCGAAUGCUCAAAACGAAGGCGAUGGAUCGAGUCAAGCAGUGUCUUCAGCGAAUGCACAAAACGAAGGCGGAGGAUCGAGUCAAGCAGCUUCUAGAGCGGAUGCUCAAAACGAAGGCGGAGGAUCGAGUCAAGCAGCAGCUAGAGCAAAUGCUAAAACAAAUGGCAAAGGUUCAAGUUCUGCGCAAGCGAUCGCUACUGCAAAGACUUCUAGGAAGAAAAAACCCAGUAAGCCACCUGGAGGAACACCGAGUAACCCCGGCGGAUCUAACCCAAGCGCCCCUGGAGGAUCCAACCCGAGCACCCCUGGUGGUUCUAAUCCAAGCACCCCUGGCGGAUCUAACCCGAGCACCCCUGGUGGGUCUAAUCCAAGCACCCCCGGUGGAUCUAACCCAGGUACCCCCGGUGGUACUAAUCCUAGUACUCCUGGUGGAUCUACCCCGAACGGCCCUGGCGGAUCUAAUCCAAGCACCCCUGGUGGAUCAAACCCAAGCACUCCCGGGGGUUCUAAUCCAAGCACCCCCGGCGGAUCUAACCCAAGCACCCCUGGUGGAUCAAGCCCAAGCAUCCCUGGUGGUUCUACCCCGAAUGCCCCUGGUGGUUCUAAUCCAAACGCUCCUGGCGGUUCAAACCCAAACACCCCUGGCGGAUCUAACCCGAGCACCCCUGGUGGGUCUAAUCCAAGCACCCCCGGUGGAUCUAACCCAAGUACCCCCGGUGGUACUAAUCCUAGCACUCCUGGUGGAUCUAACCCGAACGGCCCUGGCGGAUCUAAUCCAAGCACCCCUGGUGGAUCAAACCCAAGCACUCCCGGGGGUUCUAAUCCAAGCACCCCUGGCGGAUCUAACCCGAGCACCCCUGGCGGAUCUAAUCCAAGCACCCCUGGUGGAUCAAACCCAAGCACUCCCGGGGGUUCUAAUCCAAGCACCCCCGGCGGAUCUAACCCAAGCACCCCUGGUGGAUCAAGCCCAAGCACCCCUGGUGGUUCUACCCCGAAUGCCCCUGGUGGUUCUAAUCCAAACGCUCCUGGCGGUUCAAACCCAAACACCCCUGGCGGAUCUAACCCGAGCACCCCUGGUGGGUCUAAUCCAAGCACCCCCGGUGGAUCUAACCCAAGUACCCCCGGUGGUACUAAUCCUAGCACUCCUGGUGGAUCUAACCCGAAUGCCCCUGGUGGUUCUAAUCCAAAUGCCCCUGGUGGAUCGAACCCUAGCACCCCUGGUGGUUCUAACCCGAAUGCCCCUGGUGGUUCUAACCCAAGCACCCCUGGUGGAUCUAAUCCGAAUGCCCCUGGUGGUUCUAAUCCAGACAACCCUGGUGGAUCUAACCCAAGCACCCCUGGUGGUUCUAAUCCAAACGCCCCUGGUGGAUCGAACCCUAGCACCCCUGGUGGAUCUAACCCGAAUGCCCCUGGUGGAUCUAACCCUAGCACCCCCGGUGGUUCUAACCCGAAUGCCCCUGGUGGAUCGAACCCUAGCACCCCUGGUGGUUCUAACCCAAAUGCCCCUGGUGGAUCUAACCCAAGCACCCCUGGUGGUUCCAAUCCGAGCACGCCUGGUGGUACCAGUCCAAGCACGCCUGGUGGUACCAGUCCGAGCACCCCUGGUGGUUCUAACCCGAAUGCCCCUGGUGGUUCUAAUCCAAGCACCCCUGGUGGUUCUAACCCGAAUGCCCCUGGUGGAUCAAACCCAAACACGCCUGGUGGUACUAGUCCAAGCACCCCUGGUGGAUCUAACCCGAAUGGCCCUGGUGGAUCAAACCCAAGCACCCCUGGUGGUACCAAUCCAAGCACGCCUGGUGGUACCAGUCCCAGCACCCCUGGUGGUUCUAACCCGAAUGCCCCUGGUGGUUCUAAUCCAAGCACCCCUGGUGGUUCUAACCCGAAUGCCCCUGGUGGAUCAAACCCAAGCACCCCUGGUGGAUCUAACCCAAGCAACCCUGGUGGUACCAAUCCAAGCACCCCUGGUGGUACCAAUCCCAGCACCCCUGGUGGCUCUAACCCGAGCACCCCUGGUGGUUCUAAUCCAAGCACCCCUGGUGGUUCUAACCCGAAUGCCCCUGGUGGAUCAAACCCAAGCACCCCUGGUGGAUCUAACCCAAGCACCCCUGGUGGUACCAAUCCCAGCACCCCUGGUGGCUCUAACCCGAGCACCCCUGGGGGUUCUAAUCCAAGCGCCCCUGGCGGAAGUAACCCUGGAGGAUCGAAUAAUCCGAACAAUCCUGGAUGUCCUUCUAAUCCAAGUGGCCCAGGAAUUGAUCAAGGUGAAACUUCGAGUCAAGCUGCAGCUCUUGCUUAUGCUCAAGCCAUAGCGAACGGAUUCUCAUCUGCACAGGCACUUGCUCUUGCUUCGGCUGCCAGUCGAAAGAAUCCAUGCAACCCUGGUGGUUCUAAUCCAAGCACCCCCGGUGGUUCUAAUCCAAGCACCCCUGGUGGAUCUAACCCAAGCACCCCUGGUGGUACCAAUCCAAGCACCCCUGGUGGUUCUAACCCCAAUGCCCCUGGUGGAUCAAACCCAAGCACCCCUGGUGGAUCUAACCCAAGCACCCCUGGUGGUACCAAUCCGAGCACCCCUGGUGGGUCUAACCCCAGCACCCCUGGAGGAUCUAACCCGAGUACCCCUGGUGGUUCUAAUCCAAGCACCCCUGGUGGUUCUAACCCGAAUGCGCCUGGUGGUUCUAAUCCAAGCACCCCUGGUGGUUCUAACCCGAAUGCCCCUGGUGGUUCUAAUCCAAGCACCCCUGGUGGUACCAAUCCCAGCACCCCUGGUGGCUCUAACCCGAGCACCCCUGGUGGUUCUAAUCCAAGCACCCCUGGUGGUUCUAACCCGAAUGCGCCUGGUGGUUCUAAUCCAAGCACCCCUGGUGGCUCUAACCCGAGCACCCCUGGUGGUUCUAACCCAAGCACCCCUGGUGGUACCAAUCCGAGCACCCCUGGUGGUUCUAACCCGAGCACACCUGGUGGUUCCAAUCCAAACGCCCCUGGUGGAUCAAACCCAAGCACCCCUGGUGGAUCUAACCCAAGCACCCCUGGUGGUACCAAUCCGAGCACCCCUGGUGGUUCUAACCCGAGCACACCUGGUGGUUCCAAUCCAAACGCCCCUGGUGGAUCUAACCCAAGCACCCCUGGUGGUACCAAUCCAAGCACUCCUGGUGGUACCAGUCCGAGCACUCCUGGUGGUUCUAACCCAAGCACCCCUGGUGGUUCUAACCCGAAUGCCCCUGGUGGAUCAAACCCAAGUACCCCUGGUGGAUCUAACCCAAGUACCCCUGGUGGAUCUAACCCAAGCACCCCUGGUGGAUCUAACCCAAGCACCCCUGGUGGUACCAAUCCCAGCACCCCUGGUGGCUCUAACCCGAGCACCCCUGGUGGUUCUAAUCCAAGCACCCCUGGUGGUUCUAACCCGAAUGCCCCUGGUGGAUCAAACCCAAGCACCCCUGGUGGUUCUAACCCGAAUGCCCCUGGUGGAUCAAACCCAAGCACCCCUGGUGGUUCUAACCCGAAUGCCCCUGGUGGAUCAAACCCAAGCACCCCUGGUGGAUCUAACCCAAGCACCCCUGGUGGUACCAAUCCGAGCACCCCUGGUGGUUCUAACCCGAAUGCCCCUGGUGGAUCAAACCCAAGCACCCCUGGUGGUUCUAACCCGAAUGUCCCUGGUGGAUCAAAUCCAAGCACCCCAGGUGGAUCUAACCCAAGCACCCCUGGUGGUAAUAAUCCGAGCACCCCUGGUGGUUCUAACCCUAGUACCCCUGGUGGUACCAAUCCGAGCGUCCCUGGUGGAUCUAACCCGAGCACCCCUGGCGGAUCUAACCCGAGCACCCCUGGUGGUUCUCCUAAUAACCCUGGAGCUUCUCCUAGCGGUCCAGGUGUACCAGAAUGCAAACCUAUUAUCAUUUACAGAAAUAUAAACCGACGUACCAAGGAUCGUUAUCUUUAUGUACCAGAAAUAAGAAUAACGGAACGUAAGGAAAGAGAAGAUAACCGUAAACGUGAACGUGAAAUUUACCGUUCAAGGCCUCGCGUGUGCGCAUGCCCUCCUAGGAGUUAGAGGGCAGUAUUGUAAGAAGAAUAUGAAGUGGAUCUUUAUCCUAACAACCUUUGCGAUACCACAGGACAUCAAACAUAAUAUUAUAUAACAUAUAUAUUUAAAAUAUGUAUUACUAAUAUCUUACUUUAAAAAUAUAUCGAGCAAGCAUAAA